Molecule: messenger RNA, 851 nt
Organism: Salvelinus sp. IW2-2015
Lineage: Eukaryota; Metazoa; Chordata; Actinopteri; Salmoniformes; Salmonidae
Product: vitelline membrane outer layer protein 1
Exons: 4
Coding region: 32-703 (223 amino acids)
Source: RefSeq, a predicted model, not a curated record
GUUCACUGCCUUUGUUCCAUCCCAUCUGUGGAUGAGACUGACUUCUGUCAACAUGACUACCCCUCUGUUCACUGCUCUGUCCUUCCUGGCUAUGCUGGCCCUUGGGUCAUGUCUAGCUAUCUUGCCAGAGGAGCAGCCCUAUGUGGAGCGUGCUGGUAUUCAAUAUAGCGCUAGGCCUUACAACUCCCUCCUCACCGUGCCCAAUGGAGAGCAGUUUGGGAACUGGACCUGGCCCGAGAUGUGUCCCGACAAGUUCUUCGCCGUUGGGUUCAUGCUCCGGGUGGAGUCCGAACAGUACGGUCUGGACGACACUGCCCUGAAUGGCAUUCGCUUGAUCUGCGCUAAGGACGAAGAUAGGAGCUUCUUGUACACCAUUGAGUCUCACACUGGAUUCUUUGGUGACUGGUCGGACCCUCUGUAUUGCCCCAGGGGUGUGCUGACUUCCUUCCAGCUGUGUGUGGAGCCCCACCAGGGUCUGUUCGGUGACGACACAGCCGCCAACAACAUUAGGUUCCGCUGCAGCAGCAACCCCACCCUCACAGGCGCCGGCCUGGACUACGGCGAGUACAGCCUCUGGAGCCAGGAUUGUGGCGAUGGAGGAAUCUGUGGCAUCGAGACCAAGAUGGAGGAAUACCAGUACGGUCUGGAUGACUCAUCUCUCAAUGACGUGCGCUUCCACUGCUGCGCCAAACUCCAGCAGUAAUCAUCUGAGGGAGAUACUUCCUCUGGACCAAUCUCAACCGGCCCAGACCUGUCAACACACAGGCUCUGACCCAUGGUCCAUUCAAUCCAGUCUACACCCAAUAUCUGAAUCUACCACUGGUUAAAACCUAAUAAAUCAUUCAACUGUC